Molecule: messenger RNA, 474 nt
Organism: Trypanosoma conorhini
Lineage: Eukaryota; Euglenozoa; Kinetoplastea; Trypanosomatida; Trypanosomatidae
Product: trans-sialidase
Exons: 1
Source: RefSeq, a predicted model, not a curated record
AUGUCCUGGCAUCUGCUUUCUGCCGCGGUGCUGCUGCUGCUUCUCGUGGCGUUGAUUUCUUGCGGCAGCUGUGAGGCGGCGGCGGUUGCUGCGGGGAGUGGGCCACAAUCGGCACAACAACCGCCAUCGACAGUUGUGCUGUUUCAAAAAACGGAAGAUCCGCAGUCGAGUGGAGUUCCAGCUUUGGCCGGUCUGACUGAGAGGAAAAAAGUGUACGGAUUCGCCGGUCACUCCCUUGUGCAUGCGGGUGGAGUGACGGUGGCCCUUGCCAAGGCCCGCUACGGCCCUGGCCUCAUUUCCGACGUUGGGAUUUGGGCGACGUGCAUCAGCUGCAGCGGCGGGAGCAGCGGCUGCACUCCGCUGGCUACUGUUGCUGAUGCUGCUGGAAGUGGAUGUCAGUGGGCUAAGGCGGUGCCUAACGGCGGCGAAGGGCAGAGCGGCCCUCUUGUCUUCCGCUACGGCCCCAGGGCGGUU